GGCUAACAUUUAUAAUAAGUUCCUCGCAAAUUCGUAAGAUAGCAUCAAUUUUAGACACUUCAAACUUUGUCUCCUGUGUCACUGUAUGUAUUAUUUGCAUCAAAUUUUCAUUACUCUAUCAACCAAGUACCAACCGUGCAGAGAAAAUUUACACAUUUUUUGAAAAUUUGAACAAUUAAUAUUUUAUAAUUUGCAUUACAAUAUCUAAUAAAAAAAUUAGAAAACAUAGUAACCAAUAAUAGUAGUCUAAAAUAUUAUUUGUUCUUGUCUUAGAAGUCAAUGGUUAGUGCAUAGUGCAGUCAGGUCAAAAUACACCGACUAUUCAAUGCAAUCCACCCACGAGGCCACGACCCACCCGCAAAUAAGUGCGCGCGGGCAGGAAACUUAUCAAAACCCGCAGUCCACUCGCCCCACUAUCAUUCGAGUCAUUUAUGAGUGUUUCGAUGUCAACCCACAGAUUAACCACCCAAGUGCCCGUCGCAAUACCGGUGAAACCAGUUUAGCCAGGAAUUAGUUUCCAGAACGUAAUCCCUACCGAAAUUGUUAAUCCAUUUACCUUUAGUUUAUGUCGAUAAUCCCCCGAGUGUCCAUUUUCGCUACGAUUUUCGGAGACAAGACAGCAGAAGAGUUGAUAAUCCAAUAAGACGGACAGCCUCACGGGUUAAUUAUAUGCGCCGGCCAAAAUUUCCAUCACAUUGCGUGGAAUGAUUGACCGAAGACCAAGCAAUGGCAAUGGUCACAAUCAUAUAUAUAUAAAAAAGCAUGUAUUUGUGUGAAAAAAAAUUAUACCGUUGCAGAAGCAAUUGCAGCUGGUCUCGAGUUUCACCGGCGCUACCGAAAUGUCUCGUCGCCGUAUGGCAGUUGCAGUUCUGUUGACGAUCAGCUGGGCAAUGAUGAUGAUGAUACUGAGUUGCAGAGCUGAUGAGGUGGACACGACUUUAGGGUUCACAGAUCUACCAUUCAACACUUCCUACUACCACCUCCACAAGCCAUACGACCUGCCGGAGAGCCAACGCUACAGCUUCACCGGCGGAGUCCACCGGCUCUGGGUCUACGCCACCGACCAGCCGUACCGCAGAGGCAGCCCUACCAAGCCCAGAACCGAGCUCAUGAUCAAUGGCUACAUCUACGAUUCCGGGAUAUGGCAGAUCGAAGGGCAGGCGUUCGUGCCCAACGGAACCAACGGGGCGUGCAUCUUGCAGGUGUUCGGAGGUAGCGGCGAGGUGGGACGUCGGACGACGCUGAUGCUGAGAGUGUACAACGGUUCGCUGACGUAUUACAGAUCGCCGGUGCUAGUUCCGAACAAUAUUUUCGACCGGUGGUUUCGGGUGAACGUGAUCCACCACGUGGCGGCGGCGGUGCUGGAAGUGUACGUCGACGGGGUGCUCCUCUACCAGGCGCCUGGCCGCGGCGGGACGAAGCAUUUCUUCAAGCUUGGGGUUUACGGGCAGGACGACAUGUCGUAUUACAUGGAGGCUCGAUGGAAGGACGUCCGGAUUCUCUACAAAAACGCAACGGCUUCGAUUUAAUAAUUAGUGCUUCUCUUUCCAUGUUCACUCCUUAUCAGAGUCGUAUAAGUUAAGUUAUUUUCGUAUUAGUGUUAGAGUUAUACAAUAUUACUCAUACUACCCGUACUCUAAUAAGAAGUAGCUAGAGAAAUGUUUAGUAUCUAGAAGCCGUUUAGUAGUUUUCCACUAACGAAGCACCUAAAUUCAAGACCAGUGGUUGUGUAUACUUGUAUUUGCCAUUGUCGUAAUAGGAAUCAAACAGAAUCAACCGUCGGGCCAGUAGAGUCACUAAAUCAGUGACCAUAUACAGAGGUUCGGUCAUUUGAUUGGAUAUUAUUGAGAAAUGGAACGAACGGUUUUACAUAAAAUAAUGAAAAUUUACGGAGAUAAUUAUAUGAGUAAUAGUGUGGGUUCAUAUUAAAUAGUGAAAAAUCAUGCCUAUCAUUACAACGUAAUGUUCUAUUUGAGUUUUUAUCAUUGUUCAUUUAGAUUAGAUUUUACCUACUUCGAUUAUGUUGGAUUCAGACGGAUAUUGCAUAAUAUAUGGUAGAUAUUUUUGCCAUGGAUUAUGUGAAAGGUUAGGAAAAGGAAGGGGAGCAGCUGUAGGAAAUGCAAUGAGGACUACAACAAUGCCCCUAUAUGCUAAGUCCUAGGGAUGAGUUAGUGUGGUUACUAAAUUUUUAGUAAUUACGGUGGCUACCUUAAUCUACACCAUUCAUUAUUUCUUUUUCAUCCUAUUUUUAGAUUAAUGAUGAAGAUUAUAUUAGGGUAAUUUUGGAAAUAAAAAAUAUACCACACUUGAUUAUUCUAUAAAUUAUAUCCAAACCCUAACCCUACUGCAACCGGCAGCCUAUCACCAAGCUCCCUCUCGCCAUCCCUCCUCCCUCCCCGGAACACCCUCCACCGCCCUCUCUCCCCAAAACCCCCCACCACCGUCGGCCACCCUCCUUCCCCUCCCACCACUCUCGCAUGAUCCAUGAUCUCCCAUCCCUCCUCAUUCCCUCCCCCUUCACAGAUGGCAACAACGUGGAGGUAGCUUGGUAGGCCGGCCAACCUCUCUCUCAUUCCCUCCCUAUCUCUCUAAGACGCAAGAUCCGCAACUCCCCACCACGGCGCUCCUCAAUUCUACCCUUCCCCGACCUGCAUUACCCUCUCUCUCUCGUUCGCUCUGAAAAUCUCUCUCUCUUUUUCUUAUGUGCAGUGGUAUAGAUUUAAAAACCUAGAUCUAGUAAUUUUUGUUCAUUGAUUCAAUGUGCAGUGGUAUAGAUUGUUUAUAUUGGUAGUUUUCGUGUAAUGGUAUAGAUUUAUUUCUGCAAUGGUAUUGACUGUUUAUGGUAUAGAUUGUUUAUAUUGGUAGUUUUCGUGUAAUGGUAUAGAUUUAUUUCUACAAUGGUAUUGAUUGUUUAUGGUAUAGAUUGUUUAUAUUGGUAGUUUUCGUGUAAUGGUAUAGAUUUAUUUCUGCAAUGGUAGUUUUCGUGUAAUGGUAUAGAUUUAUUUAUGCAAUGGUAUUGAUGUUUUUCAAAGUGGUAGUGUUUGUCUAACGGAUUGGUACUGAUUCCGUUUUUUUUUUUUUCCAGAAAGAUUGAGAAAAAUAUGGAAAGGAAAUCUGGCUGGAGAUUACAGAAGUGAGAGAAAGAGAGAAUUUUAAUUAAUAGAUUUUUGAAACUACCUAAAAUGUAAUUUAUUAAAAAAUUAAUUAAUAUAAUUUAUUUUUCCAUACCCAAUUUACCCUUGUAACCAUGGUGAUUACUACUUUUGUAGUAAUCACCGUAACCUGUCCCCUAAGUCCUAAGAUCAAGACUCCUUACAGCUUGCAAGCAAGAUAAACUUGAUGCAAUUUU
Molecule: messenger RNA, 3349 nt
Organism: Linum trigynum
Lineage: Eukaryota; Viridiplantae; Streptophyta; Magnoliopsida; Malpighiales; Linaceae
Source: the annotation of a GenBank genome assembly